GUGCCCAGUCCGUGGGCCUGGCGCUCUUGGGGUGCUGUGGUCGCCUGUUCCGCCCCCGCCCCGUUCCGCAGCGCUACCGCGAGACGUCGGCGCUGGUCGCGGAGCCUGGGACCGUGUGCUGCCCGCUCGGCCGCCCGCCCCGGGGCGCAGUGAACGGCCGCGGUGGGGAGGUAACAGCUUCGUGCAGCUCUGUCUGGAAAGUGGCUCUGUCUUCCCGAACUGCGGGCUGUUAACGUGAUCCAGGAAUAUUUGCAGCCACUUGAAGUUUUUGGGGAUUUUAAUGAAGCUCUGAAUGAGGAAAAGAAAGUCUAAUAAAUGUACUAAUAAGGUUUUGUUUUUUCAGAUUUUGCCUGUGGCUCACACAAAAAUACAUCCUGAUCAGAAACUAGGUGAAAGUGUUCAGCAACAACUACUAGCAAAAAUUGCAGUCUACUUGAUGACCUUCUUAAUAGUCACAGUGGCAUGGGCAGCUCAUGUAAGGUUGUUUCAGGUGAUAGAGUUUAUAGAUGAUGUCCUUGCUCUUUUAAAUCUGGCUUGUAUGAUGAUCAUAACUUUCUUGCCAUACACAUUUUCCUUAAUGGCCUCCUUCCCAGAGGUACCUUUUGGCAUUUUCCUGUUCAGUAUCUGUGCUGUUGUCAUUGGCCUUAUACAGGCUGUGAUAGUAGCGUAUGGAUUCUAUCACCCACACUUACUGAAUCGACAGAUACGGGUGUCUGAAAAUCAGAAUUUCUAUAAACAACAUAUCUUAAAAAUUAUCCUAAGAGGACCGGUUUUAUGCCUUUUAGCAGCCAUCUUUUCUUUUUUCUUUAUUCCUUUGUCUUAUGUACUUCUUGGGCUCGUAAUCAUUUUUCCACAUCUCACUCGAUUUGUUACAUGGUGUAAAACCAAGAUUGUUGGUCAGAGAGAUGAAGAGGAGGAAUACCAUAGCUUAGAAACCUUUACUUUUUACCUCAGUGAGCCUCUGAGUAAGGAAAGGGUAGAAGCAUUCAGUGAUGGAGUCUAUGCUAUUGUAGCAACCCUGCUCAUUUUGGAUAUAUGUGAAGACAAUGUCCCUGAUCCCAGAGAAGUUGAGGAGAAGUUCCAUGGCAGCCUUCUUGAAGCUUUAAGUGAAUAUGGGCCAAACUAUCUUGCCUACUUUGGCUCAUUUGUAACAAUUGGUCUCUUGUGGUUUGUCCAUCACUCACUUUUCCUUUAUGUAAAAAAAGCUACACGAUUAAUGGGACUGCUUAACAUACUUUCAUUGUCUUUCAUUGGUGGGCUUCCACUAGCUUACCAGCUGACCAGUGAAUUUGCAGAGAAGUCUCACAAUGAAAUAGAAGCCAUUCAGAUCAGCUGUGUUAUCACUUUCUUUGCCAGCAUAUUCCAGUUUGCAAUAUGGACUACAGCCCUCCAUGAAAGGGAAACUUUGCAUUCUUUUGCUAGAUAUGGUGGCAAGGAGCAUGCCUUCAUGUUUGCCAAGUUGGCUCUCUACCCUUGUGUAAGCCUUGGGGCCUUCUUUCUAACAUGCUUGUUAAGUGAAUUUAGCACAGCAAUUUUCCAUGUUAUGCAGAUUGUAAUCCCAUUUGCUUUUCUUGCCUUGCGCAUUUUUGUUAGAAUUUCUUCACCUGUUAUAAAGUCCGUGCUGUCUCUCUCCAGAUGGAAUGCUGUAUUGUUAGAAGAAGAGGAGGCAUGUUUGUCUCCUACUGAAACACUGUCCUAAAUUUUCACAUAGUGCAUGUGAAGUUGUAACAUUAACUUCAGUUCUUCUAAGACAUUAUCUUAAUGUGUGGAUUAUAUUGAUCUAAACUAAAGCCUGCAUUGGCCAUAACUGGAGCAUAUUUAAGUUUUAGCUGAUCAUGCUUGAGACCCUGUCUCCAAAACCUGUAAUUGAAAAGAAUUUGUAAAUAGGGGGUACAAGGAAAAGCAUGUUCCCCUUCCUUUAGAGCUACCCUUUUAAAAAGCAUUGCUUGACAUAGAACUGUAGUGAUGAUCAAUUAAGAAAUACACAAACAGAUGCCCAGCGAAAUGCCCGUUUUUCUGACAUAUGGCAGUCAUUACAGCAGCCAAACACAGGUAUAGAAGCUGGCUGUGCUGCUGUAAGAUGGGGAGUGAGGCUUGGAAGAUAUGGAGACCUGGAUUUCUGGAUCGCCCGCCCGUCAUGGUAGAACAUUUAUGCAUACAGGUUGCUGGUCCCCCUCUUUUUUUUUUUUUCCCUAAUGUUACAACAUCUCUUCUGCAUAGUUACAAACUUGUGAUAGCAUUUUGAAAACUGCUUGUCAUUGAGGGGCUCUGAGCCCAAGUUUAGAUGGGAGUUGCAGUUGUGAUCUAUAUUCAGUCUUCCAGGCUACCUGAACACAAGUUCUUCAGGCGUAUCUGUUCUUCUAAAAAAGGGUGUAUUUAACAAAUUAGUAUUCAUGUGGUUAUGUACCCAAGGUUUGAACUAGCUUUGAUAUCUCCCAUGGAAGAGAUUCAAAGAGCUGUGGGACUAGAGGUAAAUUUUGUUUCAGUUCUGAAGCAACUGCUCAGCUGAAAUGGAAGGUUUGGAUUUCUCAGGCUUUCUGUGUCUGUUAUCAUGCCUGUUGAAAGGAACAUCCUUCUGUUACUCUGAAGGCACAAUUGUGAUAUUCAGAGAGAGUGUGAGACUUUCUUGCCAUAUGUAAGAAUUCCCCAUCAAGUAAGGGAGUUGAGUUUUUCCCUAAUUAGAGGCUAAGGGAUCCCACAGAUUUCUGAGUUUCGAUAUGACAGUAAAAGAAACCAACCCUGUAGAAAUUCCAGUCAAUGGUGUGCUGAAUUUUUAACAUUGUGUGCAGUUUGAUAAGCUUUACGCUUAUCAAACUUACCAAACAUUACCCUGCAGAUUGCUGUAUACAAGGAGUGGGCAAAGUCAUCUAGUCUUUGGCUCACCUGGCAGACUUCACAUUUCUUUUUGGCAGAGCCUUUAGUUUGAUUCUUGAACUGUCUUAGUGCCUGGUAACUUUAAUGCCAUAUUUAAAGGCAUUUGAGGGAUUUUGUUGUUCCUCCUAAAAAAAAAAAUUUAAAGUACUGUGGCAAAGUAUGCCUGGAGUAACUGUUAGUGAAAACAAAUUCAGAUACCUUAUUUCAGUUGUGAUCAGUCUUGAAAGCACUUGUGCUUUUAGUUUGAAGCACUGUUGUACCAAUAUGAAAUUGUAUUACAUACUUGUGAAAGAGUAUGUUCAGGUAUUCAAAGGGUUUUAUACCUUGUUGGGGUUAAAUGACUUGCAGUAGGAUUCUGCAUUAUGUUGUGUAUCACAGAAUUUUUCUGAUAUUUAAUGAAAGCACUUUUGGUUCUAUAUGGUUUUGUUUCUAAUGUGCAGCAGGCACAUAAUAAGCAGUGAAUAUGUGUAUUUGUAAUAAAU
Molecule: messenger RNA, 3356 nt
Organism: Athene cunicularia (burrowing owl)
Lineage: Eukaryota; Metazoa; Chordata; Aves; Strigiformes; Strigidae
Gene: TMEM175
Product: transmembrane protein 175
Exons: 9
Coding region: 293-1699 (468 amino acids)
Cellular component (GO): endosome; lysosome
Molecular function (GO): potassium ion leak channel activity; proton channel activity
Source: RefSeq, a predicted model, not a curated record